AUGUGGUUUCUUUCCUGGUUCCGCGAGAUCCUCUCCUCUCUAGGACUGGUGAACAAGCAUGCCAAGCUGCUGUUCCUGGGACUUGACAAUGCCGGAAAGACGACACUACUGCACAUGCUCAAGAACGAUCGAGUUGCCAUUCUGCAGCCCACGCUGCAUCCGACCUCGGAGGAACUCGCCAUCGGCAACGUUCGCUUCACCACGUUUGAUCUCGGUGGCCAUCAACAGGCUCGCCGCAUUUGGAGAGACUACUUCCCCGAGGUCAACGGCGUCGUCUUCCUUGUAGACGCCAAGGACCACGAGCGCUUCGGCGAGGCCAAGGUCGAGCUCGACGCCCUCCUGGCCAUGGAGGAACUGUCCAAGGUCCCCUUUGUCAUUCUGGGCAACAAGAUCGACCACCCCGACGCCGUGUCCGAGGACGAGCUGCGCCACCAGCUCGGCAUGUACCAGACGACGGGCAAGGGCAAGGUCCAGCUGGAGGGCAUCCGACCGAUUGAGGUAUUCAUGUGCUCUGUGGUUAUGCGACAAGGCUAUGGCGAUGGCAUACGGUGGCUUUCGCAGUAUGUAUGA
This is a messenger RNA of Hirsutella rhossiliensis, 570 nucleotides long. Its product is annotated as ADP-ribosylation factor family domain-containing protein. Gene Ontology annotation, molecular function: GTP binding; GTPase activity. Gene Ontology annotation, biological process: vesicle organization; endoplasmic reticulum to Golgi vesicle-mediated transport; intracellular protein transport. Bases 1 to 570 code for a protein of 189 amino acids. Lineage: Eukaryota; Fungi; Ascomycota; Sordariomycetes; Hypocreales; Ophiocordycipitaceae. The record is from RefSeq and is a predicted model, not a curated record. The transcript has 5 exons. Gene Ontology annotation, cellular component: COPII vesicle coat; endoplasmic reticulum exit site.